Messenger RNA from Cydia pomonella (codling moth), 1126 nucleotides. RefSeq lists its product as uncharacterized. Bases 86 to 1126 code for a protein of 346 amino acids. The record is from RefSeq and is a predicted model, not a curated record. The transcript has 2 exons. Lineage: Eukaryota; Metazoa; Arthropoda; Insecta; Lepidoptera; Tortricidae.
GUUCACGUAGUUAACUGUCUGUAUACGUGCUGUAGGAGAUACGAUUUGGUGACAAUUUGUGAAAGUAAUUGUGUUAACUAUAAUCAUGGACUCGAUUUUGCCACCGCCGCCGCCAUUUUUGUUCGUUAAUAGUUUAGAAAAUGUUACGACGGGAAAUUUAUCAAAAGAGUGGGAAAAAUGGAAGAACUCAUUUCUCAUUUAUUAUGAAGCAUGUGAGCUGUCGAAGAAAGACAAGAAAGUGCAAUUAAGCAUCCUUUUACAUAUCAUCGGCGAGCAGUGCCGGGAAGUGCAUGAGCAAUUUGAUAAAGCAUCGAUAACGACAUACUCGGAGUUAUUGGAUAAGUUUGACUCAUUUUUCCUACCUCAAAAGAAUCUAACUAUUGAGCGGCACAGAUUUUUUACUCGCGAUCAAAAGGAAGGCGAGUCUAUCGAACAAUAUUCGUUCGAGUUAAAAAAACUGGCGAGUUCGUGUGAAUUUAAAGACCUAAUGGAGACUUUAAUUCGGGACAGACUUAUUUGUGGAAUAAAGGACCACGCGAUUCGGGAAAGACUACUACGGGAACCAGAUUUAACUCUGAAGAAAUUAUUAGAUAUUUGUAAUGUUGCGCAAAUUUCGAAGGUACAGGCCGGAGCCAUAAAAAAAGAAUCUGUGGAGCAUCAUGCCUAUGCGGUACAACGAGAUUAUUUUGGGCAUCAAGGAGUAGUGCGGGAAACGGCUUGUGAAGAGAAUAGUGAUAUUAGUGAUGUAAAUCGGGUAAUGUGGGUAUCUCGGCGAGGAGCGCCUGCGCAUCGAGGUGCAACGCGCGGGUGGCCCCGCGGUCGUAGGCAGCAGCUAUCCCGUCCUCGUGCGCCGCCCGCUCACCAGCCAGCCGUGCCUGCGCCAGAGCAGCGCUGGGAUCCACCCAUGCAACGAAAUCAGCUGACGCAUAAACACGGUCGUGGUAGUGAGCGUAGUGCAUGGUGUUCAAUGUGUGGUUAUGAACAUGGGAGCUCUAGAUGUCCUGCUGCAGGAAAGAGGUGUUUGAACUGCAACCGAUUUGAUCACUUUUCCCGGAUGUGCACAAUUUACGAGAUUCGAGCGGAUGACUCAACCGAUCAGAGUACAGUGACGUUUUUGAAGGGGUAG